AUGACUACCCUUUUGCCCCGCGGAUAUCGUUCCGCCACCGAACACUGUUUCGACGAAGAACAAGCCGAAGCUAUUGUUCGAACCACCGCCUACCACCGCAGAGACUACUGUCUAUCCGUUAUCUGGUUCUCGCUCCGUGAACACGUCGAUAUUCGCCCGUCAAUAGCAACACCCUUUCAGCGGACAUCAAAUGUUGGAUCUGGACAUGCAUUCUCUGUUUAA
Messenger RNA from Penicillium hordei, 222 nucleotides. RefSeq lists its product as uncharacterized. The record is from RefSeq and is a predicted model, not a curated record. The coding region runs from base 1 to 222 and encodes 73 amino acids. The transcript has 2 exons. NCBI's taxonomy places the organism in Eukaryota, Fungi, Ascomycota, Eurotiomycetes, Eurotiales, Aspergillaceae.